Toxoplasma gondii ME49 is the source of this 5077-nucleotide messenger RNA. RefSeq lists its product as hypothetical. The transcript has 12 exons. The coding region runs from base 1274 to 3493 and encodes 739 amino acids. The record is from RefSeq and is a predicted model, not a curated record. NCBI's taxonomy places the organism in Eukaryota, Apicomplexa, Conoidasida, Eucoccidiorida, Sarcocystidae.
UAGCGCUCUACAAAGGGGUUAAACGCAUGCGACUUUAGAGGACAUGCCACUUCCGUCGGACUUCUUCGCAGUUCGUCGGGUUACCGAACUCGUGGUGAAGCAACGAAAGAUGCUUUUCAGCGCCACCGCGUGUUCGGUCACCUGUACACAGGGGCACAGCGCGUAGCCCUCUACUCGCACAUGUCAGCGAAAAAUCGGCGCCAGGAGCAGGCGUCUUUUUCAACGAGAAAGCUGGAGAUUCCAAACGACAUCCAGGAGAUUAUCCUUUUUUCCGAAACAGGAAGGCAUUCUUCCAGCAAAAGUGAACUCUCUCUGUACCAGCAGUAACUCUGCGGCAGGUUGCAGGGUGUUGCAGGUGACCGCGCCGUUCUCUCGCGAGGCACUUUAAAAUGUCCGGUUUUCCGCAUUUUCCGGCUAAUGUUUCUGCGUCCCCUGUCUCUUCAACGUUAAAGCGUCAGCGUCGUCGCCAGAUCUUCCGCGUUUCUGCUCUCUUGUCCGCCCUCCCCCCGCGCUGCACACGCCUGCCUUGCGUUGUGAAAGCUGAAUACUGUUUCCCCCAACCGCUCGAGCAAACCUGACCAUUUUUUGACUGUCGUCUCUGGUCAUCAACGCCUGCGAACUCUCCUGCUUGAGCUGGUUAACUUGCGGUCCGCUAGCUUGCCAGCGUUUCUUUCCGGCAGAGCGACGGGAAAGGGAAUCCCAGCUGCUUUCCAGAAUGGCGCGUUUUUGCAAAAAGCAACGCACAAGUCGCCUCUAGGCAACGAUGUGUGCCAGGAGAAAGAUCGUCCAAUUAAAUGCGCCGUCUGUUUUUGAUUCGGACUGGAGAUCUGUCCAGGCGGCUGUUUCCUCGACCUCAUUCCACCUGCCGGACUCAAGAAACCGCCGGCCGGCUUUUCGGCUGGUUGCCCUGUGCUCCGCAAAUAAUCCUGUACCGAGAAAUCGCGCUUCUGCUCGUUUGCGCGGGGACACUUCUUCCGUGACCCGUCUGACAGUCCACACUCUCAGUUUACUCUGAGUCCUCCGAAUCUUUUCACGGAAAAGAGGGCGGGCAAAAGGUGUGGUUCCCGACUCUUCCGCCGCCUUUUCUGUGGCUGCUGGCUUUGCCCUUUCGACUUCCUCCGCAGUCGUUUCCGACGGGAGGCUUUUCCUGCUUUCUUCGCACAUCGUGCGCUUUAAAGCCUUGGAGGGUCCCUGCUCCUCCGAAGAAUCUGUCUGUCGCUGCUGCUGCUGGGUCGCGCGGCUUUCCUCGCAACAGGCCUUUCUUGUCUAAAAAAUGGCACCUGCUGCUCCGAACAAGGAACCGACUCGACGAGGGAGCAUGCACAACCAGAUCGUGUGCACAGCUCCCAGUUCGUCUGCAACCAAUUCUCAGGUCGUGCUACCUCUCGGGCACCAUCUGGUCAUGGGCGCGAAAACUGCCGCAAAUGCGCUGAGUCAGGAACUCCGCAGUCCGGCAGACACUCUCAACCCGGGACGCUUUGGCUGGUGGAAAUGCCUCGCACAGCCCGACGAAGCAGGUGACGGGCUCGUCACGGAAGGGUACGGACGUCUGCAGAUCUUGCUGGCUUACCUCCUUCCAGAAGUGACAGAUGUGGCGGAAGCCGUCGAACUUCAUCAACUGACGACACCUCGAGGUGAAGCUCAGGCAGGAGAGGCAGCGAACUUGUCGCACGCUGAACGCCGAGACUUCACUGUGAGCAGUUUGGCACCGUCAAGAGGAUACGUGCGCGUGAGCCUGAACGGCGUCCCCGUCUACCGCAGCGCAGUUCUUGAUAUUUCCCCCGAGGCGAUCAACGACACUGCCGCGGUUGUCAAGGGCGAGAAGGACGAAGCAAAACUACCGAAUACCAUUUUCAAUGAGCGCAUUGAAAUUCAGAUUCACCAGCCGUACAGCGUAUUGCGCGUGGAACUCUUCAAUCGAGACGUGACUCUGGGAGUCAUUGCAGACGACGACCUUCUGGGGGUUUUUGAGGUGCCGAUUCACUUGAUGAUUCCCUCCAAGGUCUACGACCUCGAAGUGGAGUUCCCGCCUCAGUUUCUUCGCGAAGAGAACGAGGAGUGGAUUUCGGGACAGGGUUUGGACUCUCCCUUCAUUCUGGGAGAGAAGCGUCUGGUGUCUCCGGAGGCGACGGCGCAGCUCCUGCAGACCAAGCAGAUUUUCGACGCAGAGACCUCGUCUCGCGGCUCUGACGGCGGCGCCAAGGAGACGGCAGAGGGGCGGGGAGGCGGACCGCAGGCUCAGCCCAACUCCAAGGAGAGAACAGACGCCAUACCCCGCACAGUGGACGCUCCCGCGAAGCGCGAAGCACGGGAGGCUGCUCAAGCGAGUGCAGAGAAAGUCGACGCAGGCAACGUGGACUUGCUAACGUGCACAGUGAACGUCGCGGCCGCAGCUGCAGCUUCUGCACCGCAGGUCUCAGGCCUCAGGUCUUCUUCCUUCACGAUGGAGUCGAAGUCCACCGUCGUCGACGACUGGGAAGAAAAGCCGCGACCUGCUCUCCUGCCCCAGGGCUACUCUUGCGGUCCGCGCCUCCGCUGCCUGUUCAACAUGCAAGUCGUCGGACGCACUCCCAAGGGUCGCGUCGGCUCUGAGAAAUCUCAAGGAAGCUGGUUCUCCGAGAUGUGUGCCUUGGCUCUGCCGAUCGUCGACUCCGCAGACGAGGCUUAUCUUCCUCCCCUGAAUUUCCGGAAACUUUGGCACGACGCAAAGCGCCUAAAAUACCUCGCAUGGGACUGCGUGCUGAGCGGUCUGGUUGAGACCGUUUCUGCAAUUCCGUCUUGGGAGAAUCCCUUUGUGUCUUCGUGCUGUCUCGCGGGGGUUCUCUUGGCCACUGCGCAACCCCAGAUGAGUUUCGCUCUUUUCUUCCUUUUGAUGGGUGUCUUGUGCCUCAUGCUCUCCCUCACUCCGCUAUCUAACACCUCAGAAGCAGCGAUUGCUGCAGCUUCUGUUUUGACAGACGCGAAGAGAAAGCCUCCGGCAGCCGCACUCGAUACCGACGCACAGACGGAGAAAAUCGAGCCUGGAAAAGGCGCAGAAUCCCAGCUGACAGGGCAAAAACCGUCCUCGCUGCAGGCAUUCGAGAAUCAGCAACACUCCGACGAAGCGACAAUGGAGGAUUCUCUCCUCAAGUCACUCCUCAGUUCCGCGGUGCCUCAGUCUCUUCAUCUCCAACUUCGCAGAGCCCAUAAACGCCUUCUGAGGGUGACAGCAGCCAUUCUGUAUGCACACGAGAAAUUGCGACAGCGGAGAGAAAUGAUUGUUGGCGUGCUCUGGCUGCUCUCGCUCCUCUCCUUCUACCGACCCGACAUCACAGCCCUGGCGCUGCGUUUUGGCUGCGGCGGCGCAGCGGUUCUUCUUCUCAUUCACCGGAUGCCCGUUUUGAGUCCUUGUCUCCGCUUCGGCAUUGUCUGCCUCGCCUACUUGCGUCUGCGCCACCAGCGGCGCACGCGGCAGAACCUCGUAGCUUCACCCUUCAUCCCUCGAGCAGCUUGAGGCUCCUACGGGGUUUCCUCGGUCUUUGUCGAUUCGUUUAAAGAGCCGUGACAGUGGCGACGAGAGCACUCUGCUGAGAGGUGAACAAAGGUGGAAGAUGCAGGAACUAACCCAGUUGCGGGGAAAGGAUAGAAACAGAGAACUCGUGGGAGAGCAUGACAGGGAACGCCAUGUGGAGGACAACGAGAACUGAGGACGUUGCCGACAGAGAGGAGCGGGAAGAGAGGGGGGCGACUGUUGGUCAGGAAAGAGGGAAUGCGGAGGAACGAAGGACGAGGCGGCGGAAAGGCGAGAAGGCACAGGAGGCCUGUGAAGACAAAAGGUGAACUGUAGAACCGAUUUCCAAGCGAAAAGGACGGUGUGUUAACGAGACGGAGAACGGAGCAAGAAGUGAUCGGAGAGAUCGUUCGACGAGGGAUACGCGUCUUUCUCGGUGUUAUGUAGCGACCGGACAGAGGCUCCAAUACAUGCGGAAAUCGAAGUUCCUGUCUGGAUUUGCGGUUACUCAAAAUUCGCAGAAAUUCAGUGGCAGUAAACAAGGGCGCGGGGAAAUUGCGAGGAAUCAAAUCUUCUUUACGGAAAAGAUGUUGUGCCAUUAAGUUGCAAGUGCGUAUCUGAAGGCUAAGCUUACACGUAUAGGUGUACGUGUGUCUGUACAGACAGAUAUAUAAAUGUAUGUAGGUAUAUAUAUAUAUUCAGGGUGUGUAAUUCUAUUGAGACGUAGAUAUGCUUUUAUAAAUAAGGAUGUGUGUGAGACAGAGCUGUAUGGUGAGUGCGAGCGGUGUAGGUGCAUAUCGGUUUGUGUGGAGUUUUUUGCGGAGGGAAACGAAUUGAAGGAUGGGAAUUACGGAACUCAGGGGUAAUCUCUUGGUCACAAGAACCGCAAGUGCGUCUUGUGACAGGAAGAGUCGGGAGAAGAAUAUCGAUCGCCAGGAACGCUGCUUUGCAUGUUUGUCGGGUGAAAAACGCGUCGAGAUGGCCAAUCCUCCGGAGGCAAACCCCCUGUUGCAGAGAAAAGGAACGCAGCGAAACGCGAGUGUAUGCGUUUCGGGAGGCUUUUCAGGAAAAAAGGUCAUUCGUAUUCUCCGGUGGAGAAUGCGGUACCUUGUCUGAGAUUCGUCGUCCGUUUAGAGGAGCAAAAGCGUGUUAAUGUCUUUCGGGCGGGUGAGAGUAGUGUGGAAGAAAGGGAUUUUUCUGCAACACAAGCGCCCGUCGGUGAAGCGGACGGUCAGGACCUUUCUGUGGUGCACGAUUCAAAUCGGGUUGGGAUCGAGUAAACAGGUAAUCGUUUUCUCGCUUCAGCGUUUCGUGAAUUCAGGUACGCCCGCACCUUGUGGGAUCGUUGACUUUGAGUUGUUCUGACAAAGACGGGGAAGGCGGACUCUUCGUUUCCCCGUUUUUAUUGUCGCCGCGGUCUUCUUGACAUCUUGGCGGCCGUGUGUUGUGUGUGGCGCAGCCUCGUGCAAAACGUGUGCGUUGUGUCAUGGUGAUUUUCGCGUUUGGUGGAACUGGCUGGCUCCCAGUGAGUCGUGCAAACCCGGAGAGCUCACGGACCACCAUCGAUAAAAAAAAUGCGUUUUGGUG